AGUGCCAGAAGUUCGAUAACGUGGCGCGCCACUUCCUCCGUUUCCAGAUCGAGAGCAAGGCAAACCCAGCCGAAAUCGAAUCACGAGCGCGGUGAUAGUCAGCUGAUAAGACGCGCCCUAUAAGAGAUGGCUCCGGCGACGGCCCAAUGCUAUUCCACAACGAGAGCAACCAUGUCCGCAGCACCUUCGAUGUCCCCAACUUUCUUGUGGGCUUUUGUGGCCUCUCUGCUGGCGGCGUUGGUGGCCGGCAACGGGUUCAGCACCCAGUAUCGUGGUCACACGCAGCACCCAACCCUGGCGGAGCACUGCCUCUACGAGGAGCUGGACCUGGCCGUUCCACUCCAUGGCUUCGUUCUGCCCACCGGACAGCAGGGCUACUGCAUUCGCCUGGAGUGCACCGACGACUACCUGCUGCUGAUACGCCACUGCGACAAACAGCCCUGGCCGCGACCUGGCUGCCAUCUCUCCCCCAACGACUAUGACUUCAAGUACCCUGAGUGCUGCCCCCAACUCGAGUGCUCCGACGACUACUAGAUGUAGGUCAAACACAGCGAUCUGCUUUAAAAUACCAUCUCGUUUUAGCCUGGUUACUAGCUAAGUCCAUUGAUCUUGUGGCAAUGUCUGCCAAAGUACUUUUCUUUAGUAGUAAGCAUAUGAUCUUCAUUUAAAUAAACUAGCAUUUGGAAACUAA
Drosophila teissieri is the source of this 691-nucleotide messenger RNA. RefSeq lists its product as uncharacterized. The record is from RefSeq and is a predicted model, not a curated record. Bases 127 to 534 code for a protein of 135 amino acids. Lineage: Eukaryota; Metazoa; Arthropoda; Insecta; Diptera; Drosophilidae. The transcript has 2 exons.